Messenger RNA from Podarcis raffonei (Aeolian wall lizard), 2569 nucleotides. It is a transcript of the gene KCNJ3, whose product is annotated as potassium inwardly rectifying channel subfamily J member 3. Bases 883 to 2379 code for a protein of 498 amino acids. Lineage: Eukaryota; Metazoa; Chordata; Lepidosauria; Squamata; Lacertidae. The record is from RefSeq and is a predicted model, not a curated record. The transcript is spliced from 4 exons. Gene Ontology annotation, cellular component: plasma membrane. Gene Ontology annotation, molecular function: G-protein activated inward rectifier potassium channel activity. Gene Ontology annotation, biological process: regulation of monoatomic ion transmembrane transport; potassium ion import across plasma membrane.
CGUCUCCUUCGGCCCCUCGGCGCCAAAUGAGGGGUCGGAACGGUGCGGGCGGCGGGAAAAGAAGGCAUGGGGCAGGCGGGGCUAAAGCAGAAGGUCUGCAGAUGACCGCAGGCAGUAACUCACGCGCGCAGCCAGAGACGUCUUUUCCCACCGCCGCCGCGCCAACUCCCGCCUCCCACCUCCCACGAGCAUGAGGAGGGGGAAGAAACCCACGCGAGUCGUUUCCUCCGCGCAGCCUGGAGGGCGGCUGAGCGAGAGAGCAACGUGGAUUGAUCCAUUCGCUUAGUGCUGAGCGGGUGGAAGGGAGGGGAAAGGCGAAAAAGCAGCCUCGAGAGGGGAAGGACUCUCUCUCUCUCUGCGCCCCCCCUCUUUUUUAAUGUUAUUUUUACACGCAGCCCCUUCGGCGGCGAAGAAGCCGUAGGAAUGGGUGGCAGCAGAGCCGCGGCUGCUGCGCCCCAGUUGGUGACAAGGCGCCGCUGAGGGACUCUUCUUCUCCUUCUCUUUCCCUCGGGGACGCACGCCAUACGCGGCGCGCACCCACAGAGCAACUCCUCAGGCGCGACGAGGCAGCUCGCUCUCGGGGUGCUUUUUGUCGUCGUCGUCCCCCCCCCCCCCGCUUCUGAGGGAAGGAAGGACGGCAAGAGGAGGAGGAGGCUGGUGGGGAAGAAGAGGACCUGCCCAGCGAUGCCUUUGUGCCCGCGAGAGGCGAGGAAAGGGCGCCAAAAAGCGGCCGCCCGCCUGGCGGACUGCGGCUAGUUUGCGCCGAAUCCGCCGCCUCUCUUCUCGCCUCCCCCCCCCCACCCGCGCAACUUCCAGGAGCGGAUUAGGAAGAGGAGGACGAUGCCCGAUUGAGCUGCCUGCUGCUGGAAGCCUGGGUGUAUUAUGUCUGCACUGCGAAGGAAAUUUGGGGACGACUACCAGGUAGUGACCACCUCGUCCAGUGGCUCCGGCUUCCACCAGCAGCAGGCGCCGGCGCACAAGAAGAAGCGUCAGCGGUUUGUGGACAAGAACGGCCGGUGCAAUGUUCAGCAUGGCAACCUGGGCAGCGAGACGAGCCGCUACCUGUCGGACCUGUUCACCACCUUGGUGGACCUCAAGUGGCGCUGGAACCUCUUCAUCUUCAUCCUCACCUACACGGUGGCCUGGCUUUUCAUGGCCUCCAUGUGGUGGGUCAUUGCCUACAUGCGAGGUGACUUGAACAAAGCCCAUGACGAGAAGUACACUCCUUGUGUGGCCAACGUCUACAACUUCCCCUCCGCCUUCCUCUUCUUCAUAGAGACAGAGGCCACCAUUGGUUAUGGCUACCGAUACAUUACGGACAAAUGUCCAGAGGGCAUCAUCCUUUUCCUGUUCCAGUCCAUCCUGGGUUCCAUUGUGGAUGCGUUUCUCAUUGGCUGCAUGUUCAUCAAGAUGUCCCAACCUAAGAAAAGGGCAGAGACGCUGAUGUUCAGCGAACAUGCUGCCAUCUCCAUGAGAGAUGGCAAGCUCACCCUCAUGUUCAGGGUGGGCAACCUCCGCAACAGUCACAUGGUCUCUGCACAGAUCCGCUGCAAACUCCUCAAAUCUCGGCAAACGCCUGAGGGUGAAUUUCUCCCCCUCGAUCAACUUGAACUGGAUGUAGGUUUUAGCACAGGGGCAGACCAACUUUUUCUUGUUUCGCCACUUACAAUCUGCCAUGUGAUAGAUUCCAAAAGCCCCUUCUAUGACCUUUCUCAACGAAGCAUGCAGACGGAACAAUUUGAGAUUGUUGUCAUCCUAGAGGGCAUCGUGGAAACAACUGGGAUGACUUGUCAAGCCAGAACAUCCUACACAGAAGAUGAAGUUCUUUGGGGCCAUCGUUUCUUCCCUGUUAUUUCCUUAGAGGAAGGAUUCUUCAAAGUAGACUAUUCCCAGUUCCAUGCAACGUUUGAAGUCCCUACAGCACCUUACAGUGUGAAAGAACAGGAAGAAAUGCUCCUUAUGUCCUCCCCAUUAAUAGCACCAGCUGUAAGUAACAGUAAAGAAAGAAAUAAUUCUGUAGAAUGUCUAGAUGGCAUAGAUGACAUUGGUACAAAGCUACCGUCAAAACUGCAGAAAAUGACUGGAAGGGAUGACUUUCCUAAAAAACUGCUGAGGAUGAGUUCUACCACUUCGGAAAAAGCCUACAGCAUGGGGGACCUACCUUUGAAACUCCAGCGAAUAAGUUCUGUCCCUGGCAACUCAGAAGAGAAACUGGUAUCUAAAACCACAAAAAUGUUGUCAGAUCCUAUGAGCCAGUCUAUGGCAGACUUGCCACCGAAACUUCAAAGAUUAUCCGGAGGAGGAGGAGGAGGAGGAGGUAGAAUGGAAGGAAACCUCCCCCCAAAACUGAGGAAAAUGAAUUCUGAUCGGUUUACAUAACAUGAACAGACAUAUUAGGUAUUAUUUCAAGUUUGAAUUGCCAUUCAAUCCAAUUGAGCAGGAAAGCAAACACGUUGAAAAUUGCAUUUGAUGACUGGUUUUCCUUAAGAGUUACAUGCACUCUGGGACAACUGUAUUCCCCCAAAUUAAGGACUCUUGUUGAAUUAUACAAUAAAAUACAUGAACUUCA